Parascedosporium putredinis is the source of this 264-nucleotide messenger RNA. The record is from the annotation of a GenBank genome assembly. Lineage: Eukaryota; Fungi; Ascomycota; Sordariomycetes; Microascales; Microascaceae.
AUGUUGGGGGAUGGACACGCCGAGGAGGUAGAGGUUGCCGACGACAGCGAAGAUGAAGACGUCAUGACUGUUGCCGAGGAGCUGGUUCUCGAGCCCAGCGUCGUCGAAGACCGCCGUGCCGUGCCGCGAUUCACCGCAGAGUGGAUAGUAGUGGGCUCCGGACCAGCAGACAUCAUGACGAGUGGAACUUUGAAAGAAUCCCGUCUCCCUGUCUUGACUCUGCCAGCACGGUCCCCGCUUCUCGCACACCCUCGCUUCCCCUAG